AUAGACAAAAGAAAAAAAAACAAUCACAAACGGUAGCGAAUUCAAUGGAUUUGUAUACAAUUAAACCAAUUGCUAACGAAAAUACUCUAUUUAAAUAAAUGUAAAUCUUGAUGUGUUUCGAAUGAUAAAAUUAAACAAUUUAGUACAAAAUACCAAUAAAAAUGUUUGAACUGUAUUGUUGUAACUGUUUGUUAAAUUUGAAGACUGAUACAAAAUCGUGAUUAUCAGUUAAAUUACAAAUGUGUCUCCACAGCCGUCUAUGAGCACUAGUAACAGUGGUGAAUUUUUAAUUUUGCAUUAAAUAAUGAGGUAAAUUUUGUUUUUGAUUUUAUAUAGAAAACUUAACAAUUGCAGGUGUAACUCGAUGCUUAAUGUAAUGAAAUCUAUUACGAUAUUGAAUUGUCAGCUAAAAAAUUGGUAUUUAAUUGUAAAGAAAAUAAAUUUCUUUUGAUUUGUUAAAAUUAAGACCUUGAAGUGUUAAGUCGUUUGCUGUUCGAAACUUAAACGGAAGAAAUAAGUUUUUUAAAAAAUAGAAAAAAGGAAAUUAAAAAAAAAUUGUGUGUGAAAUUACAAAAUUUAUAUAAAAUGAAAAUCCAUAUUUGUUUAUUAGUCCUAAUAAUUGGAAUAUGUUUUACAUCUUUAACUAAGGCCUAUACCACUAGUCAUACUGAAAUUGUUAAACACACCGAUUCCUUGGAUCCCAGCAAAGAUGGUUUUUGGUCUGAGAAAAAGUCCUGGAAAUCUCGUUGGGUUAAAUAUUGGAAACCCAAAACCAUUUAUGUGCCCAUAUGGAAAAAAGUCUGGUCACCUAUUAUACAAAAGGAAUGGGUACCUUUGCCUAACUCACCACCUGGUUGGACUAAAUCGAGUAGUAAUACAAAAUUCAGUGAAUACAAAUAUUAAGAUAAAAACAAUUUAAAAAGUCAAUUUU
Messenger RNA from Lucilia cuprina (Australian sheep blowfly), 931 nucleotides. RefSeq lists its product as uncharacterized. NCBI's taxonomy places the organism in Eukaryota, Metazoa, Arthropoda, Insecta, Diptera, Calliphoridae. The record is from RefSeq and is a predicted model, not a curated record. The transcript is spliced from 3 exons. Bases 586 to 903 code for a protein of 105 amino acids.